Oncorhynchus tshawytscha (Chinook salmon) is the source of this 2541-nucleotide messenger RNA. Its product is annotated as protocadherin gamma-A11-like. Gene Ontology annotation, biological process: homophilic cell-cell adhesion. Gene Ontology annotation, cellular component: plasma membrane. The record is from RefSeq and is a predicted model, not a curated record. Gene Ontology annotation, molecular function: calcium ion binding. NCBI's taxonomy places the organism in Eukaryota, Metazoa, Chordata, Actinopteri, Salmoniformes, Salmonidae. Bases 139 to 2541 code for a protein of 800 amino acids. The transcript has a single exon.
UGCCACUGAGCUGGAGAAAAGAUUGGAGACGUGCACAUUGUGUUCUGACUAGUUUCAUCAAGCGAAAUAUUUUAUUGUGGAAUACUGUUUGUUUCCAUUUCAAAAUCUAACCAAGUUGUUCGACGUUUUAAUCCCAGGAUGGGACACAAAGGAUUCUCGGUGACAGGCCUGGUCUGCGGCAUUUCUUUCUUUCUUCUACCGCUGCACUCCACCUAUGGAGACGUGAGCUAUUCUUUUCCGGAGGAGAUGAAACGCGGUUCAGUUAUUGGAAAUAUAGCCAAGGAUCUCGGGCUGCAGGCGAGGAGACUUUCUAUUCGUAAGGCCCGUACUGACACCGAAGGGAACGACAAUCGGUACUGUGACGUUAAUUUGAGUACCGGAGAUUUGAUUGUUGCCGAGAGGAUUGACAGAGAGGGGCUUUGUGGCGAAAAGUCUUCAUGCGUUUUAAAACAGGAACUUGUAUUAGAGAAUCCUUUGGAACUUCAUCGUAUCAACCUCAACAUCCAAGAUAUUAACGAUAACGGACCACUUUUUAACGAGGAUAUGAUACAUAUGGAAAUAGGAGAAUCGGCAGCUAAAGGCACUCGUUUCCUAUUAGAGGAAGCUCAUGAUGCGGACAUAGGACAGAACUCUGUCCAAAAAUACACACUAGAACGAAAUGAGAAUUUUGUAUUGGCUGUAGAUAGUAAUACUGUCCAGCUUGUUCUAGAUAAAGAGCUUGAUCGUGAACAAAGAUAUGAUUUGAAGCUGUUGCUUACAGCUGUAGACGGAGGCUCUCCGCAGAGAUCAGGUACUGUAGUCAUACACGUCACUGUACUAGAUGCUAAUGAUAACGUCCCAGUGUUUAGCCAGGCCGUCUAUAAAACCAGCCUGCCUGAAAACUCUCAUUUAAAUACUGCAGUAAUUACAGUGAAGGCUACCGAUGCAGACGAGGGAGUGAAUGGGGAGGUCACGUAUGACUUUGGCCGUGUUUCAGAAGAAGUAAAGAAAAUAUUUUCUAUCGACCGUAAAACAGGAGAAAUUGGUGUAAUAGGCACAAUUGAUUUUGAAGCGGUUUCGUUAUUUGAAUUGCGUAUCAAAUCGAAAGAUGGUUUAGGUUUAGCAUCAUAUGCCAAAGUUAUAAUAGAAAUCACUGAUGUUAAUGACAACGCUCCUGUGAUUUAUCUACAAUCUCUGACUAACCCCAUACCUGAGAACGCGUCACCUGGUACAGAGGUGGGCAUCAUUAACGUGCAGGAUAGAGACUCUGAGAAUAACCGACAGGUCCGCUGCUCCAUUCUGCAAAACGUUCCCUUUAAACUGGUGCCAUCCAUCAAAAACUACUAUUCUCUGGUGACCAUGGGCGAACUGGACCGAGAACUAGUGUCUGAUUACAACAUUACAAUCACUGCCACCGACGAGGGCUCUCCACCUCUGUCCUCCUCUAAAAGUGUUCAGUUAUCUGUAGCUGACGUCAACGACAACCCACCUGUGUUUGAGGAACAGUCCUAUAAAGCCCACGUGACUGAAAAUAACAAACCCGGUUUCUCAGUGUGUUCCGUUACUGCACGGGACCCAGACUGGAGACAGAACGGAACAGUGAUUUAUUCUCUCUUACCCGGUGAGGUGAACGGUGUUCCUGUGUCCUCGUUUUUAGCCGUUAACGGAGACACGGGGGUGAUCCACGCUGUGAGGUCGUUUGAUUAUGAGCAGUUCAGGAGCAUUAAAGUCCACGUGGUGGCCAGAGACAACGGUUCUCCUCCGCUCAGCAGCAACGUUACGGUCAGUGUGUUCAUAACGGAUAUGAAUGACAACUUUCCUCAAAUACUAUACCCCGCCCCGGAGGGGAACUCCUUCAUGACCGAGCUGGUCCCCAAAGCUGCGCAUGGGGGCUCUCUGGUUUCCAAGGUGAUAGCCGUGGACGCGGACUCAGGCCAGAACGCCUUGCUUUCUUAUCAUAUCGUCAAAUCCACUGAUUUGGGACUUUUCACUAUUGGUCUCCACAGCGGAGAGAUCAGGACACAGCGGGACAUUUCUGAAUCUGACAGCAUGAAACAGAACCUCAUUGUGUCAGUGAAAGAUAACGGACAGCCCUCUCUCUCUGCCAUCUGUACCAUGUAUUUAUUGAUUUCUGAUAACUUGGCUGAAGUGCCAGAACUGAAAGAUAUCUCGUAUGAUGAGAGCAAUUCCAAACUCACCUCUUAUCUGAUCAUCGCGCUGGUGUCUGUCUCCACCUUUUUCCUCACCUUCAUUAUUGUCAUCCUGGCGGUGAGGUUUUGCCGCAGGAGAAAGCCCAGACUGUUGUUUGAUGGAGCGGUCGCCAUCCCCAGUGCGUAUCUCCCUCCCAACUACGCAGAGGUGGAUGUGGCAGGAACUCUCCGAAGUUCUUACAAUUAUGACGCAUACCUGACGACGGGUUCGCGAACAAGUGACUUCAAGUUCCUCACAUCUUACAAUGACAACACGCUGCCUGCAGACCAGACUCUGAGAAAAACUCCAAAUGACUUUGCUGAAGAUCUUGACGAUUCUGAAGGGUCCCCAGAGGUAUGGCUUUACUGUUAA